Amyelois transitella is the source of this 3283-nucleotide messenger RNA. RefSeq names its product ER degradation-enhancing alpha-mannosidase-like protein 3 (gene Edem2). The coding region runs from base 248 to 2806 and encodes 852 amino acids. Gene Ontology annotation, molecular function: calcium ion binding; mannosyl-oligosaccharide 1,2-alpha-mannosidase activity. Gene Ontology annotation, cellular component: endoplasmic reticulum; membrane. The record is from RefSeq and is a predicted model, not a curated record. NCBI's taxonomy places the organism in Eukaryota, Metazoa, Arthropoda, Insecta, Lepidoptera, Pyralidae. The transcript has 11 exons. Gene Ontology annotation, biological process: mannose trimming involved in glycoprotein ERAD pathway; endoplasmic reticulum mannose trimming; carbohydrate metabolic process.
UUUUUACAUCCCUAUCAAACAGACAGCAGGCAGGGCAGGCAGCUCAGCAGGACAGGUCAACUUAAGUGUCAUGGUGGUUUUGUAACUAGUUGUAGGAAAACAAGGUGUUUGUUUCAUUUUCUUUAAAAUGUGAGUUUUGUAUAAUUUAAUACUAACUUUUAAUAAUUUUGUUUAAUUUUCUUUGUAAAUAAAAAUCUUACCUGCCUGUUUAAAGAAGUGAGCGCUAGUCAUUCGAAAACAUUGUGAUAUGGUGAUAAUAAUGGCAUAUCGAGUUUUGUUAGUUUUUAUUUUCGCUAUAUGUGUUAAGACAGAAGAAGAAUCAACAGCUUCCCGUAUGACAACAGUAGAAAGAUUUAAUCUAAGGGAGGAAGCAAGGAAGAUGUUUUAUCAUGCUUAUGAUGCAUACAUGAAUAAUGCAUACCCUGCUGAUGAGCUGAUGCCAUUAAGCUGCAAGGGAAGGUGGAAAGGCAUCACACCAAGCAGGGGAGACAUGGAUGAUACCCUUGGCAACUUUUCUCUCACUCUCGUGGAUAGCCUGGAUACGCUGGCAGUGAUGGGCGACUUCUCAGAAUUCAGCCGGGCGAUGCAGCUGGUCAUCAAGGAUGUAACCUUCGACCACGACAUUGUCGUAUCUGUCUUUGAGACUAAUAUACGAGUUAUUGGGGGUUUGCUGUCAGCUCACGUGAUAGCGACGUCCCUGCAGCCGGAAGUUCCGGUGCUGCAGUGGUACGCCGGGGAGCUGCUGGCCAUGGCCGAGGAUCUGGGCAAGAGGCUGCUGCCCGCCUUCAACACUUCUACUGGAAUACCUCAUGCUAAUGUAAACCUAAGACACGGCAUCCGAGGGAUGUCGGAAUCCCGCGAAACGUGUACCGCUUGCGCGGGAACCAUGAUCCUGGAGAUGGCGGCAUUGUCGCGGCUCACUGGCAACCCUAUCUACGAGCAGAAAGCACACAAAGCCAUGGACAGACUGUGGAAGAUUAGACAUAGGACAUCGGAUUUAAUGGGCACAGUGAUCAACAUCCACUCUGGGGACUGGGUCCGCAAAGACUCUGGCGUAGGCGCGGGCAUCGAUUCCUACUACGAGUACUGCCUCAAGGCGUACAUUCUGUUAGGGGACGAGAAGUAUCUGGCGCGGUUCAACCGUCACUACAACGCGGUCAUGAAGUACAUCAGCAGGGGUCCUGUCAUGCUCGCCGUUCAUAUGCACAGGCCGCACCUUCAGUCGCGGAACUUCAUGGACGCGUUGCAGGCGUUCUGGCCUGGUCUCCAGGUGUUACUGGGCGACGUUCGGCCCGCUGUGGAGACGCACGAGAUGCUCUACCAAGUCAUGCAGCGACACACCUUCAUACCAGAAGCCUUCACCACAGACUUCCAGGUCCACUGGGGACACCACCCCCUCCGGCCGGAAUUCCUCGAGUCCACGUACUUCCUGCACCGCGCGACCGGCGACGCGCAUUACCUCCACGUCGGCAAGGCGGUUCUCAAAGCCUUGCAGCAGCACGCCAGGGUGCCGUGCGGGUAUGCCGCCGUCAACGAUGUUAGGACUAGGUUACAUGAAGACAGAAUGGACUCGUUCGUGCUAGCGGAAACGUUCAAGUACCUCUACAUGUUGUUUGGAGAAGACAGAGACUUGCCGGUCAAGUUGGAAGACUAUCUACUCACUACAGAGGCUCAUUUCCUGCCACUUUCAUUGGCCAACGCCGGGAAGAACACAUCCUACUUCUCAUUGAAGAUAGACGACGACGACGAAGAUAAAUAUAGAAAGACAUGUCCGAACACCGCCUCCUUAAUCGCUGAGAAGGUUCGGCAGCCAAUGCGUCAGCUCCUCGGAUCCACUGCGGCGAGGCCGCCCGCGCGGCUGCGGCCGCUCAACGACCCGCGGCAGAUACUCGCCCUCGCUGACAUGGGCAUAUCAGUCAUAACGCUUCCAGAUGGCAGAGUACAACUGCUGUAUACGACGUCAACGGCAAAAUCAGCGAAAGACGCAGCUGAAGGGUUGACAUUUAUGCGCGAGAUGUCGAAGUGGAACUCGCUGAGCGAUAUCGAGAACGGCGUGAUUCCAGCCGGCGUGCGGGUUCUGGACCGCGUGUUCCCGGCCGGGCCCGGACACUUCGGCAAGGAGCUCGACGCCGCCCACCUCCACGGCACCGCCGCCUUUGCCGACCCGCCCGACGCCUGCCAUCCUAUCAGCAACAAAAACCACGUUGAAAACAAAUUCGCCAUCGCCCAAAGAGGCCUCUGCACUUUCGCACAGAAAGUGCGCAACAUCCAAGCCGCCGGCGCCAGGCUGGCCAUCAUCUACGACAACAUCCCCGACUCGACUCACGAGACCACCGCCCUUUUCGCAAUGUCCGGCGACGGGAAGGACGACAUCAAAAUCCCCGCGGUGUUUCUCUUCUCGCAGGAAGCCAAGUUUCUCAUUGAUGCUCUAAAAGUUAACCCCGACCUCGUUCUCAUCGUCGGAGAGCUCAAGUCGUUACAGAAAAAAUACGAGAACCUCUGUGACGAUGGGGACUGUGAUACCGUACUUACUACUCAACCCGAAACGAUUGAUAAGGAAUCGAUUGAUCAUUUAAAACAUGUACUUAGUCAACUUGUGACGCAGUUCGAGUUAUCUCUAUCCAACGAGGAGCCGAGUGGGCAGAAAUCCUGCCAGGAACCACUUGAAGGUUUAAACAUAUCUAAAGAAAAGUUCGUUAGCGACGAACGCAGAGUAGAAGGACCACCAAGCAUGUGUUCAACAAUGAAAAGUGAACAAAAAGAGAGGCAUCCGAGGACGACGGAGCCGCCCGCCAACAAACCAUGAGAUUUGUUUUAGUUUAUUGUUAAUUGUACAUAACAUUUUUUUGAAUGUAUGUGUAUAGUGUACAUAAUGUAUAUCUAUAAGUGAACCUGGUGAAUAUUUGUGCCUUUUCAAAGUCUAGCAUUUGGUUCAAUUAUUUAAAUUUAUAUUUUUAGUAUUUUUUAUCAGGCUCAUUAUUAUCAUGGCACAUGAACUAUUUUGUAAAUUAUUAGUUCAUACUUUAUUUUGGUAAAUUCGAUUGAGUUAUAUAAGUAGGCUAAGGCAAAAACAACGUGUUCAGUUUCGAUGUAGCAAUUCUGUUGCAAUAAUAAUUUUCCAUCUAAACAUUAAUUGUAACGCACCUUCCAUGGUCGGAAGAUAUGAGCAAUACAUGUACUAUUCAGAGACUAAAUUAGAUAAAGGCUGUUUUAACGAUAAAAUCUUACUAUUUAUAUUUCAUACUUUUAGUUACAUGAUCAUAAAUAAAUGAUAACAAAACAU